UCCAUAAACUCGCAAAAACACAAACCAUUAAAAAUUUUUGAGCGAGGAAAAUGAAUUCCCUCGCCAAUCGAUCGCACAGAUUCAAACCCACCCUCAUUCUCUCCCGAUUCGCUCAGCUUUUCUCCACCGCAGUUCCGCCAUCUCCGCCGCACUCCAAUUUCCAGAAUUACCCCCCAACUCUCGAUGGCCUACGCCGUCGCCUUGCCGAUGAAUCACCGACGUUGGCCGACUUCUUAAAGCUCCAAUCAGAUCAGAGUUACUCUGUGGAGGUAGGAACGAAGAAGAAGCCUCUUCCCAAGCCUAAAUGGAUGAAGGAAUCUAUCCCCGGUGGAGAAAAGUACACUCAGAUAAAGAGCAAAUUGAGGGAAUUGAAAUUGCAUACUGUUUGUGAGGAGGCUAAGUGCCCUAAUUUGGGGGAGUGUUGGUCUGGAGGUGAAACGGGAACUGCAACUGCCACGAUUAUGAUUCUGGGCGAUACUUGUACUCGGGGCUGCAGAUUUUGCAAUGUGAAGACAUCACGAACCCCGCCACCUCCUGACCCUAAUGAGCCAAAAAAUGUGGCUGAGGCAAUAGCUUCUUGGGGUUUAGAUUAUGUGGUGAUUACUAGCGUUGAUCGUGAUGAUUUGCCUGAUCAAGGAAGUGGUCAUUUUGCAGAGACUGUGCAGACACUGAAGAGGCUGAAACCAGCAAUGCUUAUAGAAGCUUUGGUUCCUGAUUUCCGAGGGGACUCUGGCUGUGUGGAAAAAGUUGCCAAAUCUGGGUUGGAUGUUUUUGCUCACAACAUUGAAACUGUAGAGGAGCUCCAGAAUGUAGUCCGUGAUCACCGUGCUAACUUUAAGCAGUCCCUUGAGGUUCUUGUGAUGGCAAAAGAAUAUGCGCCAGCAGGUACACUCACCAAAACUUCCAUAAUGUUGGGUUGCGGAGAAACGCCUGACCAAGUGGUGAAAACCAUGGAGAAAGUGAGGGCAGCUGGUAUAGAUGUCAUGACUUUUGGUCAGUACAUGCGACCAUCGAAGCGUCACAUGCCGGUGUCCGAAUACAUAACCCCUGAGGCCUUUGAGAAGUACCGAGUUCUUGGCAUGCAAAUGGGUUUCCGCUAUGUGGCAUCUGGUCCCAUGGUUAGGUCCUCGUACAAGGCUGGUGAGUUCUAUAUUAAAUCCAUGAUAGAAUCAGAUCGUGCAGCAUCUUCUACAUAGAGCUACAACUUUCUGGUAACCGUCAGUUUGUUAUCACUCUUCACAUCCUCAUCCUCAAGAUUCACUUCACCUAAAAUAAGUUGCGCAUUUGUGGAGAGACCUUCAAAAUCGUAUUGAUAUUCUUACAGGGGUUCUCGGUUCUCAGUAGUUGUAUGUCCUCAUAUCUUUGUGUAAAAUUAACAUACCAUCAAAAUCCAUUUGGACUCUGCAGUAAUUCUGCUGUCUUUAUAUUAUUUAUUUAUCAUUUAUCAUUACAUGUGUAAUUUAUCGCAUUUUAAUUCAUGAAAAAAGUGAUACCUGCACGGCUGCACCGAACCAAGUUUGGUAACUGAACCAAAACACGAUUUAUCGAGUCGAAUUGAAUUUUUUUGUAACCGAAAAAUUGAUUUGGUAUUGGCAUUAUUUGGCAAACUCGUCAAAUUUCUCAAGCAACCAAAAAACUGAGAAAAAAAAUAAGGAGUUUGGCGGGCGGUUGUCAGGUGUGAGGGUUGCUUGAAGUGGGUUUGUUUUUUAUUUUGUGUUGUUAGUCUCCCUUGGUGGAGUAAGCCAGUGUCCAUUGAGAGUAUUCUAGUCUUUCUUUGUUUGAAAGCUUUAGAGGUGUUGUGCUAUUUAAUCCAUAUUUAGUUGCAAAAUUGUCAUAUUAAUGUUGAG
This is a messenger RNA of Striga asiatica, 1847 nucleotides long. NCBI's taxonomy places the organism in Eukaryota, Viridiplantae, Streptophyta, Magnoliopsida, Lamiales, Orobanchaceae. The record is from the annotation of a GenBank genome assembly.